AUGAAAUUGCUCGAGGGACAGUACUGGGUCGAUAACCUGACCAGCACGGUACAAUUCUCACAGGCAGUGAACCGAGCCUUGUCUGAAGAAUCCUCCGUCCUAGACCUCGCACUUGAGGUAGGACCGCACCCAGCUCUCAAGGGACCAACCUCCGAGGUGAUCAAGUCGCUGACCGGUCUGAACCUUCCGUAUUGCGGUGCCCUCAAUCGCGGACAAGGUGCGGUUGAAGCCUUUGCCGAUAGCUUGGGACUUCUAUGGACGUCAUUCCCGUCGUCACGCCCUCUCAUUACCUUCGACGGUAUGCAACGGGCCCUACCACUAACUAGCCCUAAGAAGCCCAGCAUUCUCAAGGGCCUACCGACCUAUCCUUGGGAUCAUGAUAGCCUUGUCUGGCGCGAGUCGAGGGCCUCUCGCCUUUUCCGCAAUGGCCAGCCUCAACAUGAGUUGCUCGGUCGCCCGACCACUCUGGGCGAGGACGGCAGGCGAGAGAUUCACUGGCGCCAUGUCUUCAAGCUGAACGAGCUCCCAUGGGUCAGUGGCCAUACUAUACAGGGCCAGGUUCUCUUCCCGGCGACAGGAUACGUGACAAUGGCGUACGAGGCCGCCGUGCGUCUUGUUGACGACCAACAAACACUGUGCCUUGUCGAGCUCCACGAUAUUGAGAUCGUGCGCACCAUGGGCAUGCUGGAAGAUUCAUCUGGCCUGGAAGUUCUCUUCACCAUUCGCGUUACGAGCCAGACUGACAGCUGCAUCACCGCCGAAGUGGCCUGCUACAGCGGGGACGUCGAUGGGACCAAGCUGGACGGCCCUGUGAACGCACUCACCGCACAUUUCAGUGGUGGAGUGCGGCUUUUCUUGGGACCUUCUCAGAAAGACGCCCUGUCCAGCCGGAAUAAGCCCCUACUUCCCUUGAACGCUUUAGAUAUGGAGCAAUUCUACUCAUAUCUGUCCAAGGUGGGUUACAACUAUUCCGGUGCCUUCAGAGCUAGCUCGGUAGAACGCCACCUCAACCACGCUGUGGUAUCCGUACCAAACCCUCCUGAAUCCAGUUCAGUGCGUCCUUCUGUGCACCCCGCUGUCCUUGAUACCACCAUUCAAGGUAUCCUGGCCGCCUUUUCUUACCCAGAAGACGGAAGACUUGGGGCGGUAUAUCUCCCCACGGGGAUUGAUUGCGUCCGUAUCAACAUGACAGCCGCCUCUCCGGAUUUCCUCAUGGCAGACAGCCGUCUGACUUCAUCCGGAGAGAAGGGACUCACGGGUGACGUUGACCUUUUCAACGCAAGCGAUGAGACCGUCCAAGUUCAAAUGCGUGGAGUCCAGUGGACCCCCUUGAACCAGAGUCGGGAGCGCCGACUUUAUGCAAGCGAAACCUGGGUACGUGAUGCGGCUUACGGAAUCGAGCCCAGCCUCAAGACCAAGUUCUCUCCAGAGGACGAGGUGUUGCGGAAGCUUCUGGUGCGCACAGCCCAUUUCUACCUGCGAAAGCUGCGCAGCCAGAUCAAGCCUGCUGAGCUUUUAGUCAUGGGCAAACACCGGCGGCACAUGAUGAAGUGGGUCAGGGACCAUCUGUUUCCCCAAAUCGAGGCGGGCAAGGUUCCCGAUAUUGAACCAGAGUGGGAAAACGACACACUGGAAGAUGUGCAGAAAUGGAGCGCUCCCUAUAUUGAAGCCCGAAACAACGAUAUGCUUAUCCUUCAUGCCGUGGGGAAAAACUUGGCAGCCAUUGCUCGUGGAAUCAUGCCUGCCCUUCAGGUUCUUUUGAAGGACGACAUGCUCGACCGCUUAUAUGUGGAAGGAGUGGGUUUUGCCGACGGCAACCUUGAUCUAGGGCCCUUGGUCAAGCAGCUCUCACACCGAUACCCGCGUAUGAAAGUGCUCGAGGUUGGAGCUGGAACAGGCGGUACCACUCGAGCUGUGCUUUCGGCUGUGGGCGAUCAAUAUGCGUCAUACAUGUACACUGACAUCUCAGCCGGCUUCUUUGAGCCCGCAAAGGAAAAGUUCAGCCAGCAUGCCGCCAAAAUGUCGUUCAAGCUGCUGAACAUUGAAAAAGAUCCGCUGGACCAAGGAUUCGACGAGGGGGCGUAUGACAUGGUUAUAGCCUCCAACGCCUUGCAUGCGACUCGAAGCUUGAAAGAAACAGUCAGCAACUGUCGUCGCCUGCUUCGGCCAGGCGGCUAUUUAGUGUUGCUGGAGAUCACAACUAACCAUCUUCCCAUACAACUCAUCAUGGGCACGCUUCCUGGGUGGUUCCUGGGCGUCGAUGAAGGCCGCGUCUGGGUACCCACACUCAGUCUUGAUGAAUGGGACAGCUUGCUUAAAGACACCGGAUUUUCAGGCGUCGACACAAGCUCAACUCCUUCCUUCUGCUCCGUUAUCAUAUCCCAGGCAACAGACGAGAUCUUCCAGGAGCUUCGGGAGCCACUUUCUGUUGCUUCACGUGCGGCAGGCCGCUCACUCGGCCACGUUUUGGUCGUCAGCGACGUGGCGUCGGAACUUGCAUCCAAAUCGCAGGCGCUCCUUGCUUCCACCGAGGGUGUCCUCCAGUGUGAGCUUGAAGGUCUCGAGGAAAACAAUUGUCCCGUCGGAGCAGCCGUGCUCUGCCUUUGCGACCUGGAUAGUCCUGUCUUCGGCGAAAUGACUGUGGCCAGAUUCGAAGCUAUGCAGGCUCUUUUCCGCAACGCCAGUGCUGUUCUGUGGGUAACCUCAGGCGCGGCUUCGGGCAAAAAUCCACUAGCCAAUGUGACGGUGGGAUUGGGACGCACGCUGCUCGCUGAACUUAGUGAUUUGCGGCUUCAAUUCCUUGACGUCGAUGAACCCACAUCGCUUGAGCCAUCUCUACUGGCAACUCUUCUCCUCAGACUCACCGGAAUGAAUCAGCCUGAUCCAAGCGAAAUACUCUGGACUCACGAACCCCAUCUCGCACUCAGAGAUGGCGCCCUCUACAUUCCAAGGGUUUUGCCUCUCGAUAGCAUCAAUAGUCAACACACAGCAAAGAACAGCCAAGUCACCCAGUUGACCGAUCCUAAGGGAAUGUUCGCCGCCGACAAGACCUAUAUUCUUUUCGGCAUGACGGGAGACCUUGGAAUCUCCAUUGCUCUAUGGAUGGUGGAUAACGGGGCUCGAAACGUCGUGUUGACCAGCCGACAUCCUCGUGUUCCGGCCGGAGUGUUCCAACUCAUGUCGCAAAAGGGAGCCGUGUUGCGUGUCGUGCCAGUGGACAUUACGAACAAAGAAGGCUUGAGAGCGGCAUAUACCGAGAUCAAGUCCAGUAUGCCGCCCUUUGGAGGUAUUAUCAAUGGUGCCAUGGUGCUUCGGGACCGCCCCUUCCUCGACACGUCUUGGGAGGACUUUGAGGCGGUGCUAGCGCCUAAGGUUGCCGGAACUCGCAAUCUUGACGAGCUCUUUGGUGGAGAUGAGGCGUUGGACUUCUUCAUAGGGCUUUCGUCUGCAACAUCGAUUGUUGGGAACGUCGGCCAGUCCGCUUACAGUGCGGCAAACCAUUAUAUGGCAAGCCUUGUGCGACGUCGGCGGGAGCGUGGACUGGCGGGCUCUGUCGUCGUCAUUGGGCUCCUCACGGGCUUGGGCUAUAUUUACCGUGCAGACAGGAAGCGGAAUGCUGCCAUUGAAAAGUCCCUCUUACCACAGUUGGAUAGACAAGGCGAGACAGAUCUUCACGACAUGCUAGCCAAGGGCAUUGAGUGCGGACGGCCUGACUCAGACCUGCCAUCCGAGCUUAUCACUGGUGUAAGGAAGAUCUUUACGGAGCCGUGGCACGAAGACCCGCGGUUGUCAUGCUACCUUCUACAAGAGGGUGCGCAAGAAGAGGACACUGGUCAAAAACAAGCUGAUGGGAACAUUAAGGUUGAGGCUCAGCUUGCAACAACGGAGGAUCCAAAGGAAAGCCUAGCAAUCUUGGUGAAGUGCUUCACGCAGUCUCUGGGCAGCAUGCUCCAGCUUGACCCCGCUCAGAUAAGCGAUGACGUGCCCGUGGCUGAUCAUGGAGUUGACUCGCUCGUUUCCGUUCGUAUUCGCGAGUGGUUCUUGAAAGAGCUGGGUGUUGACGUGCCUGUGUUGAAGCUCAUGUCGACCAACCACACUCUCUCCCGAGUCUGUGAGGACGCUCUAGUAGGAUGGCGAAAUCUUCGCACAGGGUCCCAGGCAGAGUCGCAGACAACUACUAACAGUCAUGAUGAUCCAGAAAUGGAUUGGAAGAAGGAAGUGGCCGACCUCAUCGACGGGAUACCUUCCCUCAUUCCAGCAGGCGCUGACUUGGUCAAGGACGUGCCUCGGAGCAGUUCACGCCGUGUCGUCCUCACAGGAUGCACGGGAUUCCUGGGUACGAACAUACUACGCAACCUCGUGGCAGACGGCGACAUUGCAGAGGUGCACUGUCUUUGCCUCCGCUCACGGCCUCUGCGCGUCAAGGACGCAAAGAUUCACGAAUACAAGGGUGACCUGGUCAAGCCGCUGCUGGGCCUCUCCACCAAUGACUUCAAGCACCUCUGCCAGACUGCAGACAUGAUCAUCCAUGUGGGCGCGGAUGUCGCCCAUCUCAAGUCAUAUGAAAUGAUGCGGGCAGCCAAUGUUGUCUCGACGCAAUAUCUGCUCGCUAUGGCUACACCACGCCGUGUUCCCGUUCACUUUGUGUCGUCGUCCUCGGUGGCCAUGCUCCAAAAGGAUACCAGCGAGCUGGCCGAGGUGCCGCCGUCCAGCUUUUGGCCACCAUCUGAUGCCGACUCGCUGCUGAAAAAUGCCAUCGGUUAUGCUGCCAGUAAAUGGAUGGGCGAGAUAUUGCUGGAGCGAGCGGAGGGACUUCCGGCCGUUGUGCACCGCUUCCCCAACAUCAUGGGGCCUGAUGCGCCCGAAGAGAUUCCCUUAGUGGCGCUAGACAAAUACUGCACCAAGAUGCGGGCCGUACCGGCGCUUGACCCCAAGCAAUGGCAGGGAGAGCUUGACAUCAUCGACGUCAGCGACGUGGUGCCCGAACUUCUGGCCAAGGCGUAUGCUCAUGAUCCUCGCGAACCAUUUGCCGUGCACAAUUACUGCAGCGAAAACAGAUAUGUGCUGUCAGACCUCGAGGGCAUGUACAACGACAGGCUCGGCACCAAGGUCAAGGUCCUAUCAGUACGCGAGUGGAUGCAGAAGGCCAAGGCUUUGGGCAUGCCGGCGGGUGUUGAGGCUACCUGGACUGGCAAUGAAGUGUUUGUGUCGCCUGUGUUACGCAAGGGGGGCAAGUGA
Molecule: messenger RNA, 5238 nt
Organism: Penicillium subrubescens
Lineage: Eukaryota; Fungi; Ascomycota; Eurotiomycetes; Eurotiales; Aspergillaceae
Product: Male sterility NAD-binding
Exons: 1
Coding region: 1-5238 (1745 amino acids)
Biological process (GO): fatty acid biosynthetic process; secondary metabolite biosynthetic process
Molecular function (GO): fatty acid synthase activity; phosphopantetheine binding
Source: RefSeq, a predicted model, not a curated record